This is a messenger RNA of Striga hermonthica, 5589 nucleotides long. NCBI's taxonomy places the organism in Eukaryota, Viridiplantae, Streptophyta, Magnoliopsida, Lamiales, Orobanchaceae. The record is from the annotation of a GenBank genome assembly.
AUGGGGAGAGCCAAAGGAGAAGCAACCAGAACCAAAUCUCGCCCAUCUAGCAGCAGCUUGGCUGCUUCUCUAGUGCCAUCGGGUGCUACGGCGGUGGGUUUUGGAGGUUACCUGGGAGGUUCCCGAGUGAGCUCUUCACUCGCUUCAACCUCUGAUAUUUCUUCUUUUACGGAUAUUGAUGGUGAAGUGGUGCAGCACUUGAAGCGGCUGUCGCGCAAAGACCCCACCACCAAGCUUAAAGCUUUGGCAGCGCUCUCUGGAAUUAUCAACCAGAAAACAGCAAAAGAAAUAGUAACCAUCAUCCCACAGUGGGCAUUUGAGUACAAGAAGCUGCUGCUGGAUUACAAUAGAGAAGUCCGACGAGCAACACAUGACACCAUGAUUCAUGUCGUUAGUGCUGUAGGAAGGGACUUGGCUCCACAUCUAAAACUUCUGAUAGGACCCUGGUGGUGUUCUCAAUUUGAUUCAAUAUUUGAAGUUUCUCAAGCUGCUAAACGGUCAUUCCAGGUUGCUUUUCCGGUUCAAGAUAGAAGAGUAGAUGCGUUAAUGUUGUACUCGAAUGAAGUUUUUUCAUAUAUUGAAGAAAACCUGAAGCUUACCCCUCAGAGUUUAUCAGAUAUAGCAACUGCAUCUGAUGAAAUGGAGGAAAUGCAUCAAGAGGUGCUUUCUUCGUCAUUAUUGGCGCUGGCAGCAGUUCUUGAUGCUUUCUUCCCCUGGCAUUCUGAGAGGUCUGCACUAGAAAAUAUGAGUGGUGAGCCAAAGACUGCUAUGAAAGCGAGGACCCUUGCUGUUUCUACUGUCGGAAAGUUAUUCUCGAGUCAUAGACAUUUUCAAGAUUUUCUGAAGUCACAAAGACCAGCUAUUCGUUCAGCAGCAUAUUCAGUACUGAGAAGUUGUAUAAAAAACAUUCCCCAUGCUAUCAGUGAAGGAGAUGUGAAAGUUCUUGCUGGAACAAUUCUUGGUUCUUUCCAGGAAAAUAACCCAGCUUGCCAUGCAUCUAUGUGGGAUGCUUUGCUGCUUUUUACUAAAACCUUUCCCGACAGUUGGACUUGUGUGAAUGUCCAGAAAACCAUUCUGAGCCGCUUAUGGAAUUUUCUUAAGAAUGGAUGUUAUGGAUCUCAACAAAUGUCUUAUCCUGCACUAGUUUUAUUUUUAGAAGCAGUUCCGUCAAGAGCAAUCACUGGAAAUAAUUUGUUUCUUGAAUUUUUCGAAAGCCUCUGGGCUGGAAGAUACCUGUCCUAUUCAUCACAUGCUGAUCUGUCUUUAUUUUUCCAUGCACUGGAAGAAUGUCUUGUCUGGGUCUUGAGAAAUACUUCGAGAUAUUUUGCAGAUGUCGCAGCCAUGCACCAUUUCCAACACACCCUUGUCGGUGAGAUAAUGUUAGGGCUUAUUUGGCAUGAAUAUUUGAUGGCUUCAAGCUCUAAAUAUCAGGAUGGGACUUUUACUCAAGGUCAAUUAAAGAAUGGCAUUCAACCUGUCCAUAAGGAACAAAGAGAAGCAGUAAAUAGUAGGCAUCCAGUGGAUUAUGACGAAAUUGUUGGAAAAUGCAUCAUUAAGAUCCUCUCCGAGAUUCAUCACCUUGAUCAUGAUCUGCUCAUGAUUUUCUCUGUGAAAUUCCAAGCAGAUUGUCUGAGUAUGUUUCAGGAGACAGACAGUUCUUCUCGAGAUGUGGAUUGGGUGAUCAAAUUUUUUUUACUAUUGGAUAAACAUGCCCUGCAGGAAGGAGAAACUUGGCCCAUGAUUGACUUGGUGGGACCCACAUUGAGAACGACUUUCCCAUUAAUCAGGACACUGGACUCACCAGAUGCAGCUAGGCUUGUUGUAGUCGGAGCUUCGAUAUGUGGACCUCACAAAUUAACUCAGGAGCUUUUGGGCAUCGGCUUGGGUGUAGAGCAGUUUCUAAAAUCAUUUAAGGAAACAAUGAUCCCUUUAUGUUUGGAUCAAUCUAUCCCUUCUAGCGCUGCUAGAUUGGACCUCUUGCUUGCCUUACUUGAUGUGGAAUGCUUCUCCGAACAAUGGGAUGCCAUUAUUAAAUACAUAGUGAGGCCAGAAAAUGUGUGUUCGGAUCAUGGGAUGACAGACAAAAACCACAUAGCUCUCUUGGCUAUCCUGAUAGACAAAGUCAGGAAGAAAACUAAGAAAACUGAUGAUCAGUGUGAUGUAUAUAAAGACAACUAUCACCAUGAGUCUCUAGAUUUGGUUGCUGAGAAUGUUGUGCGGAUUUUACCCCCAUAUGAAAAUCUUGAAAGUCAAUUCCUAUGUGCUGUACUUGGGAGAGAAUCAGAAGAUGACAACAUUUCCUUCAUAUCGCGGAGCACAAUGGUUGUGAUAUUUGAGGAAAUUCUAAAAAGGCUACUGGCUUUCAUGAUGGAUUCUACGUUUUCUUGGGUUCAAAAUAUAUGCUGUUUGUUAUGCAGUGGGAUCAAUUAUUCUGGUGCGAGAUUGGAAUAUUCUAGUAAUCUGGUGGAGAUGACUCGAUUUGGUUUGGAUAUUCUCAAUGGUAGUCUCUUUUGUCUGAAUGCAAUUGAAGCUGAAAGUGAGCUAGUUCAAGGCAUAUUGGCAGCUGUAUUCAUAAUUGACUGGGAAUUCAACUGGAUUAAUGUUUCCACCGACAGGCUUGAUGAGCAAGUUGGAAAAUAUGAGUCUAGGCUGACCUUAUGUGAAGCCGUGCAUGCUUUGUGUAGGAAAAUCUGCAAUCAGUUCUUAAAAGAUUUUGGUGUAAAUGGACGAAAGCGAUUGGGAACCACUCUGAUUCAGUCAGUCAAAUCCAUUGCAUUCACUGAUAGCCAGUUUGAUUCAGAGAAUUUCAUAUCUUCCUGCUGCCAGUGGUCACUUGAUAUUUUUGACCUAUUCUGUCAAGACCAAGUUGAGGAACAAGAGCUGAUGGAGCAAUUUUUCAGUAAGAAUGAUGUGUGGCCUUCGUGGAUCAUGCCUGACCGUGAAGAAGCCAGAUUAAAAACGGAUAACCUUUCUGCAGUACCUAAAAACACGAAGUUCAUUGCUGUGGUGGACAAACUAAUUUCCAAAGUUGGAUUUGGUCGAGUUAUUGCUGGUGGUGUUUUGAAGGCAUCACCUUCAUCUAAAGAUCCUAUUACAGACUCGAGUGCCAGAUUUAAUUAUGCUCGGCCUUGGCUUGCCGGUGAAAUUUUAUGCACAUGGAAAUGGCUUGGUGGCAGUGUUCUGCACUCUUUUUUACCACCUUUGGUUGGUUAUACAAAAGGUGGGGAUUUUGGUCUUGCCGAUUCCAUUCUGAAUAUUUUGGUUGAUGGUGCUCUUAUCCAUGGAUCUGCAAGUGGAUUAAAUCUUUUAUGGCAUAGUUCAAUGGAGGAGUUAGAGGCUAUUGAAGAACCCUUUUUAAGAGGUCUUGUAUCGUUACUCAGUAUCUUUUUCCAAGAUAAUGUUUGGGGAUACAAAAAGGCCCAAUCACUCUUCAAAUUACUGCUCGACAAACUUUAUAUUGGUGAUAUUGCAAACGUAAAUUGUUUGAGGAUUCUUCCAGCGAUCAUGAACAUUCUUGUAAGACCCUUGAGCACUCAAAUUAAAGAUUGUAUGGAUGAUCAGUCUGAUCCUGACAGUGGAAGUGAAUUGCAUAGUGUAACGUUAGACUGGCUCAAGAAAAUUGUAUCUUUUCCUCCACUGAAUGCAUGGCAGGCUGGAGAAGAUAUGGAGCACUGGCUUGAGUUGGUUAUAUCCUGCUUUCCCUUAUCGUCCCAAAAGGUGCAAGGGAUAAGACCUCAGAGAGAUGUCUUGCCUACGGAGAGAGAAGCACUAUAUGAGUUGUUUCAGAAGCAGAGGCAGGCUUCAUCAGCUGUGAUAAAUAAGCUACCAGUGGUGCAGAGGCUUUUGUCACAGUUAAUGGUGAUUUCGGUAGCUUACUGCUGGGACUAUUUUGAUGAAAAUGAUUGGAAGUUCGUCUUGCAUCAGUUCAGAUUGUGGAUUGAGACAGCAGUUGUAAUGAUGGAAGAAAUUGUUGAACAUGUCAAUAACACUUUGACUGCUGGAUCUAAUGAUGCAAAUGCUUCAUUAGUUGAGCUUGAGAAUAUGGUUGUAACGACUGAUCCUUUUCCUAUAGAACUAGCCAAAAAUGCGCUUAUUGGGAUCUCUCUUUUUUGUUCACCCGACAGAUUGCAGGAGAAUGAACUUACUGAAAAUAUAAAUCCUUUAAGGAAUGAAAACUGGGAGUUCAUCAUGGAUCGUAUUUUUGAAGGCAUACUUCGUUUGUUUUUCUGCACUGGUGCUGCAGAAGCGAUAGCAAGUGUAAGUUGCAAUGAGGCUUCAUCUAUUAUUGCGUCAUCUCGGCUCAAUCACCACCAGUUCUGGGAGUUGGUCGGUUCAUGUGUAGUUCAGUCUAGUUCCCAAGCAAGAGGAAAGGCUGUUAAAUCAUUUGAGAUUUGGGGGCUAAGUAAAGGGGCCAUCAGCUCGCUGUAUGCUUUGUUGUUUUCCUGCAAAUCGCUUCCACCUCUGCAGUAUGCAGCUUUUGUACUUCUUUCUACUGAGCCUAUUGCACCAUCAGCUUUUGCAUGUGAUCCCGGAAAUCUAGGUACUUCUAAUAAAGAGGAGUCUCCCGAUUCCUCUUUAGAAGAAAAUGUUAUUUUGAGGGAAGAAAUUUCUUGCAAGCUAGAAAAAUUAUCUUAUGAGGUUCUCGAAAUGGAUUUAGUGGCACAUGACCGGGUCAAUGUAAUGGUUGCUUGGUGUUUACUGCUGUCGCAUAUAGCAUCCUUGCCACCUUCAUCAUCAGAAAGGGAGAGAUUUAUCCAAUAUGUGCAAGACUCUACAAAUUUGCCCAUAUUGGAUUGUGUUUUUCAACACAUCCCGUUGGAGCUAUACAUGGGUGCCAGCUCAAGGAAGAAAGACAUUGAACUUCUUGAAGUUGGGUCAAAAGCAGCAGAUUCUGCAAAGCAUGCUAUCGCAACAAGUUCAGUGUUGUUUUCGUUAGAGUUUCUUUGGCCAAUUAGUCCGGAGAGCAUGGCUUCGCUUGCAGGUGCAACGUUUGGUUUGAUGCUUCAUAAUCUUCCAGCCUAUGUCCGAGGGUGGUUUAGUGAUAUCCGGGAUCGUUCGGCGUCAUCUGCCAUUGAAUCAUUCACAAAAACAUGGUGUAGCCCGACAUUGAUAUCGAAUGAAUUAUUUCAGGUCAGAAAGGCUAAUUUUGCUGACGGCAAUUUUUCCGUUAGUGUCAGCAAAUCAGCUAAUGAGGUUGUGGCCACAUACACAAAGGAUGAAACGGGAAUGAACCUAUUAAUCCGCCUUCCUCCAGCUUAUCCUUUGCGGCCCGUGGAUGUUGAUUGUACACGGAGCCUUGGCAUUGCUGAAGUGAAGUGUCGAAAAUGGUUGAUGUCGCUGAUGUCAUUUGUUCGGAGUCAGAAUGGAGCAUUAGCCGAGGCAAUAAGGAUAUGGAAGAGCAAUUUCGACAAGGAAUUCGAAGGAGUCGAGGAGUGCCCCAUCUGUUACAGUGUUAUCCACACGGUGAAUCAUAGCCUGCCACGACUCGCGUGCAAGACGUGCAAGCAUAAAUUUCAUUCGGCUUGUCUCUACAAGUGGUUCUCAACAUCUCACAAGUCAACUUGUCCACUUUGCCAAUCUCCCUUCUGA